AUGUUGCUGGCGGGCGUGCUGAAGCUGGCAGGGAUGCGGCGUUGUGGCAAGAGCUGUCGGCUGCGGUGGACGAAUUAUCUCUGCCCUGAUUUGAAGAGAGGCCUUCUUACUGAAGCUGAGGAGCAAUUGGUAAUUGAUCUUCAUGCCAGUAUUGGAAACAGGUACAUCUACUGUACUGAAGCUGAGGAGCAAUUGGUAAUUGAUCUUCAUGCCAGUAUUGGAAACAGAUCUGAGGUUGUGGGUUUUUCAUAUCCCUGUGAGGCAAAAUUUAUUUUUCUUCAAAACUUGUAUGAACUCAAAAUAAACCCUGUUCAAUCUUCUAUUUUUACCGAGUCUUGA
Fraxinus pennsylvanica is the source of this 339-nucleotide messenger RNA. The record is from the annotation of a GenBank genome assembly. Lineage: Eukaryota; Viridiplantae; Streptophyta; Magnoliopsida; Lamiales; Oleaceae.